GUUCGCAAUGACCGGAACAAGAAGAAGAAGGAUGUGCCCAAACCGGAGUGCUCGGAGAGCUACAUCAUUACGCCCGAGGUGGAGGAGCUCAUCGAGAAGGUGCGCAAAGCCCACCAGGAGACCUUCCCCGCCCUCUGCCAGCUCGGCAAAUACACUACGAACAACAGCUCGGAGCAGCGGGUCUCUCUGGACAUCGACCUGUGGGACAAGUUCAGCGAGUUGUCCACCAAGUGCAUCAUCAAGACGGUGGAGUUUGCCAAGCAGCUCCCCGGCUUCACCACGCUCACCAUCGCCGACCAGAUCACCCUCCUCAAAGCCGCCUGCCUCGACAUCCUGAUGCUGCGGAUCUGCACGCGGUACACGCCGGAGCAGGACACCAUGACCUUCUCGGACGGACUGACGCCGAACCGCACGCAGAUGCACAACGCCGGCUUCGGGCCCCUCACCGACCUGGUCUUCGCCUUCGCCGGUCAACUGCUGCCCCUCCAGAUGGACGACACCGAGACGGGGCUGCUCAGCGCCAUCUGCCUCAUCUGCGGAGGUGGGGGACACGCGGGG
Messenger RNA from Charadrius vociferus (killdeer), 558 nucleotides. Its product is annotated as retinoic acid receptor alpha. The annotation marks the transcript as partial. Gene Ontology annotation, cellular component: nucleus; transcription regulator complex. The record is from RefSeq and is a predicted model, not a curated record. Gene Ontology annotation, molecular function: RNA polymerase II cis-regulatory region sequence-specific DNA binding; nuclear receptor activity; nuclear glucocorticoid receptor binding. The transcript is spliced from 3 exons. Gene Ontology annotation, biological process: retinoic acid receptor signaling pathway; cellular response to corticotropin-releasing hormone stimulus; regulation of transcription by RNA polymerase II. Lineage: Eukaryota; Metazoa; Chordata; Aves; Charadriiformes; Charadriidae.